Molecule: messenger RNA, 2577 nt
Organism: Epinephelus fuscoguttatus (brown-marbled grouper)
Lineage: Eukaryota; Metazoa; Chordata; Actinopteri; Perciformes; Serranidae
Gene: slc35d2
Product: solute carrier family 35 member D2
Exons: 12
Coding region: 142-1149 (335 amino acids)
Biological process (GO): DNA integration; DNA transposition
Cellular component (GO): Golgi apparatus
Molecular function (GO): GDP-fucose transmembrane transporter activity; antiporter activity; DNA binding
Source: RefSeq, a predicted model, not a curated record
GAAUGACCACUGACGCCCGCUAUGUUAUCUGCAGCCAGGCAAAGGUUCACGUGGGCAGUACCUCCCAUCAAACCAGGAGUCACUCCGCCUCAGUGAAACUCGGUAGGAACUCCAACAGGUGUCUGUGAAGUGUCUGUGAAGAUGUCUGCCUGUCAGGAAACUACUGAACACUCCGGGCUGCUCAAGUUCUCCUCCGCCGUGUUUUACGCCGGCAGCUCGUUUCUUAUAACGGUGGUGAAUAAAACCGUACUGACCAGCUACAGGUUUCCUUCCUACAUGUGUCUGGGAAUAGGCCAGAUGAUCACCACUCUUGUCGUCCUUUAUGCUGCCAAAAUGAGCAAAACUGUCAAGUUUCAAGACUUUGACAGAAGUAUUCUUUUUAAAAUUUUCCCUCUUCCUUUGCUGUAUGUUGGGAACCAUAUAACAGGACUGGCGAGCACCAAAAAACUCAGUUUACCCAUGUUUACAGUAUUACGGAAAUUCACCAUAUUGAUGACAAUGAUCUUGGAAGUAUAUAUACUAAGAAAAACAUUUCCAAGACGCCUUGUGUAUAGUGUCGUAGCCAUAGUCCUGGGUGCCAUGGUUGCUGCAAGCUCUGACCUGGCCUUCGAUGUGGAGAGCUAUACUUUCAUCCUGCUCAACGAUGCUUUCACGGCUGCCAGCAGCGUGUACACCAAGAAGAAACUUGGCACUGAGGGCCUCGGGAAGUAUGGUGUCUUAUUUUACAAUGCACUAAUCAUUGUCAUCCCCACUCUCUUGGCAAGUGCAUUGACUGGAGAUUUACACGAGGCAGUCACCUUUAAAGACUGGGUUACAGCCACUUUUAUUUUUUGCUUCCUCAUGUCCUGCUUCAUGGGGUUUGUGCUCAUGUAUUCCAUUGUCCUGUGCAGCUAUUAUAACUCUGCACUUACUACAACAGUAGUGGGGGCAAUAAAGAAUGUUGCCGUAGCCUAUAUCGGCAUCUUUGUAGGUGGAGACUACCUGUUCUCUUGGACCAACUUCCUCGGCCUCAGCAUUUGUAUGUCAGGUGGACUGGUGUACUCAUAUCUCACGUUUAACCAAAAAUCAUCUGGGACUAACGCAGAAAGUGCACAAGAGCUGAAGAUUCACAUCCCAGAGGAUUCAACAGGGAAGUACUCUGCCAACUAAAUGGACAAUAUUUUAACAUCCACCACUAGGUGGCAUUGUUCUGCUUCAUGUUGGAGCUCAAUUUUGCUUCUGAACUUUUAUUUUGAUGUUUAUUUAAACUCAAUUGAUUGUCCUGGAGACAUUACUGCUGGUAUAUGAAUGAACUGACAAGAAGAUCACAUAAAUUCUGGGUCAGGUUCAGUGAAUGUUUAUUGAAAACCAACAAUUACACAACAGUGUGGACAGCCUGUCAGAGAAAUCUUUAAAAAUGUGUAAUAAAAUGUCUACCAAGCAAGCAGGGUCAGUCUAUACAUGUCACAAUGUGAAAACUGUUGGAGGAUGUUAGCUGAGGGGGAAACUGAGACUAAAAUUUCAACUUCAGAGCUCUCUGUAAAAUUGUGCACACUCAAUAUUCUAAAACAAACUCAAUGUGUAUAUAUUAAAUGCCAUAAUCUUCUCAAACCACAAAAUAGACUAAGGGUUAGAAAUGCUUCAAAAUAUACUAUAAUUGGGUAAAAAAUAAAUCAUUUGGUGUCUUGAUUAUCAACAAUUCACUUGCCUUCCAGUUUCACCGUAACUCCAUAAGGGUAAUUUGUAAAUCGAACAGAUUCAAACAUCACAGCUAGAGUGACAGGUCGCUGGUGCAGGUUUCCCCAAAACAACCGAGCAGACAGGGCAGUUAUGAGAGGCUUCAUACAGUGUUGAAGGAUGUAGUGUUGCUUUAAAGAAAAAAGAAGAAACAAAAAACAGCACUACAAAAAUCAGUUUAUCAGAAACAGGUGCCACUUUCUUUGGACACGUACGACAAACCUAAUCCUCAGUGCAUUGCAAGCUUAAUCCAAGACUCAAGGGGUGUAAGUGCUAAAUAAAAAUCAGUGUGGUGUCUAAAUGUAUGCGACAUAAUCUAAAUGUUUUCUUUGCUGGUGCCAAAAUAUUUCCCUUCACUUACAAAUGAUCUCAGGGCUAUCAAAGUUGGACAAAAUGUUAGCCAGAAAAAAAAUAAAUAUUUCAUAAUUUAACCUUUGAAAUGAGAUGACAUACAUGCACCACACACUACUAUGAUGCUAUGCCCACAUCGUAACCAGUCUGCCGCCUUUUAAUAUAAAAGGUGACUGACAUCAUCCAUUGUAAAAUAUCUCCCGUCUGGUUGGUAAACAGCUUAAGGUCUGCAGGUUUUACAUGAUUCUUGUAUUGGAGGAAAACAGCUGUUAUAAUUGGAAUAUGGCAUGUUUGUAAAGGCACUCUGGACCUUUGGAUAUUGUAUAUUACUGAAAAGAACAGUGCAGGGUUAAGGGGGAUUUAGUAGCAUCUAGUGGUGAGGAUUGCAAACUGCAACCAGCUAAAACUUGUUUGAAUUCCCUCAGGUUUUUACUCUGAGCCGAAUUAUCCACAACCAUCUGUCUCCAAAACAAACAGACAAGGUGAUUAAAACUGGUAAAAAAAAAAAAA